AUGGAACUGAACAAAACAGCCUCUGUGAAUGACGCAUAUGCUUCUCCUGUUACUCCAACAGGUCCACCACGAACAACCACAAACCAGAACGACAAAGUGCUUGGUCUGGUGCCUAUAAACUGGAUUAAAGGCAUUGAAAUGGACUUAUCCAGAACCUCGUACCGCUUAAAAGAUCUAAGAAACAGAAUUGGUCUCCAGUCACUGAAGAUCGAUCAUGUUCAUACUGCCACACAGAUAUGCUUUAGACUGAUUGCUAGUGUGGAAGCAAAAGCUGAUGAAGUUGCAGUUAUUUGUAACGAAAUGAGGAAUAUUCUUCCUGGUCUUUGUCAACUUCAAAGUAUUUUGAUACGCCAGAUUGGCCAGCUGACUGCUGACCUUAAUGACUUCUUCCAGACUAAGAAGUUUAAAGUAAGUUCAAUUUCAUGCUACGAUCCAGCCUUUUUGCCUGAAGAUACUCAAUUGUUGGAAAAAUUGGAAUUUACAGUGGAUCUGGAGGAAAUACUGGACCCUUCACUGGUAGCUGAAACCUUAUACUAUAUGCCUCAUGCACCAAGAAGCUUUACUGAAACGUUUAUCAAAGAUAUCCAGCCCAAAUGGAUUCUUGGAAACGAUCUUAAUGUUACCGCUGGAACGCUUACAAAGGCUAAGUUUCUAGAACAACUACCGACUUUGGCAACCAUUCAGUACUUGAUUGGAGAUGGAGAGGAUGUCAAACCUAAGGAUGAUGGGUUUAGUGUGGUGAGCAGUCGAAGGAAGAAGAAGAACUCGAAGUUGGUGUAUAAAGAGCCGGUGCUUGAGUAUCCUGUUGGGGAGAUGUACUUUAGUAAGGUGGAGAUAUCCAGGAUAAAGAGCGACUCGAACCAGCCUUGGAAGGACUCUUUUAGUGAUAUGGCGCUUAAUGUCAUUGUCGCUAAGAAUGGGAAGAAGGAGGAGGAGGAGGGGAAGGAGGAAGAGAAGGAAGAGAAGGAAGAUGAGAAGAAAGAGGACUAA
Molecule: messenger RNA, 990 nt
Organism: Candidozyma haemuli
Lineage: Eukaryota; Fungi; Ascomycota; Pichiomycetes; Serinales; Metschnikowiaceae
Exons: 2
Coding region: 1-990 (329 amino acids)
Source: RefSeq, a predicted model, not a curated record